Molecule: messenger RNA, 5020 nt
Organism: Culex quinquefasciatus (southern house mosquito)
Lineage: Eukaryota; Metazoa; Arthropoda; Insecta; Diptera; Culicidae
Gene: hop
Product: tyrosine-protein kinase hopscotch
Exons: 11
Coding region: 1-3537 (1178 amino acids)
Biological process (GO): peptidyl-tyrosine phosphorylation; hemopoiesis; cell surface receptor signaling pathway via JAK-STAT
Cellular component (GO): cytoskeleton; cytosol
Molecular function (GO): cytokine receptor binding; ATP binding; non-membrane spanning protein tyrosine kinase activity
Source: RefSeq, a predicted model, not a curated record
AUGCUAUCAGCAGUGUUUGUACCGUCUGAACGUUCCGCCAGUUCGGAACCAACGGCCGCCGAAGGAACUGUCCGCAGCACCAUGUCGGACGACGGCGCCAACAGUACCGGCAGCUCGAGCAACAAGUGCCAGGUGUACGUGUAUCUGCGCGAGUCCUUCGUGGACGUGCCCGUAACGGAGGACGACACCUGCGAGGACAUUUGCUCGGACCUGUGCCAGCAGCUCGGGAUUGGGCCGCUGGUGCAGCUGCUGGUGGGGCUCCGGAUCCAUGAGGAGCGAUGGUUCCUGCCGCCGAGUGCGCGGCCACAGGCCGGCAAAAAGUACGAGUUCCGGGUGCGGUUCAAGAUCCCGAAGCUGUCCCACCUGAAGGCGCUCGAUCGCAAGCUGUUCAACUACUACUACUACCAGCUGCGGCACGACCUGCUGCAGAGCAAGAUCCCCGAGAUCGAGUACGACGAGUACAAGAACAAAAUCCUCGGCUACGUCGUCAACGACAUGUACCGCAAGAUGGUCGAGGACGGGGUGAGCGUGGCCGAUCUGAAGCGCACCUACGAGGACUACAUCCCGCGCAAGAUCAACAAGGAGCACUCGCUGCUGUUCUUCAACUGGGCCCGCACCAAGGUGUUCAACUCGCUCAACAAGAUCAGCAACCGGGAGCACGACGUGGACUACGUCAAGACGGUCUACAUCGACGACAUCGACAACCUGGCGCCCGGCUAUCUGUACGAGGAGUACAACGGCCACAUUCCGUACCCGGAGGAGGAUGGCCACCUGAAGCCGGGCAAGUGCCGGGUUAAGAUCAAGUUCGUACCGUACGCUCAGCCGUUGUCUAAGCCGGCCAAGGGCGGUGGUGGAAACGGCAGCAAGAAGGGAGUGCCCAAGGACGAGUCCGAGGAGCAGCCCGGGCUGAAGGUGUUUUACUCGCGAGAGUGGAGACACGUGGCCAACAUUGACGAGAUCUUUACCAUCCUGGUGGACAACCUGACGGUGAACAUCUCCAUCCAGGAUCAGUCGAAUCUUUACUCGAUAGACUUUGGCAGUCAGACUGAAUUAGACUCUUUCGUAACGUGUUUAGCUGGUUAUUAUAGAUUAAUGUGUAAGUGGACUGUCUAUCUGUGUAAGCCCUACCUGUACUCACCGUCGUUGAAUCGACUCACCGACAUCAAGUGUCACGGCCCGAUUGGAGGAAAGUUCUCCUACCGUAAAAUUCAGGAGAAGAACAGCACGGUCGGUGCCAACAUCGUACGUCAGUGCGAGACCACUUACGACACGUACUACGUCGACAUGCUGGAAUGCGACAACCAGAUGCGAACUUAUAAGCUGAGGUUCGGUCAGAACCGCUGGCAUGUGAUACGCGACGGCAACCGGGAGGACACCUUUGACGAACUGCCGGAAGCGCUGCUCAACCUGAACCCGGCCAUCCAGAAGCUGUACCGACUCUCGCCGACCGAGCACGACAAGUCGCCAAACCUGCAGCUGUGUAUGCCCCAGAACACGAUGGCCUCGAAGCGGAUGUUGCGGGACGCGCAGGAGAUGCGCCAGGUGCGGCCCCAGAUCGUGAACGCAGCGCAGGAGCUGAUCAUCAACCGGAAUGCAUUGAAGAGUGAGGGUGACGGCUUCUUCAAUCGGACCAGGGCGGAUCUGCUGAUGCCAAACAAUACCAAAAUGGAAGUUACGCUGCGAUUGCUCAAGGACGACAAGAAGAAGGACCAUCUGGGUGACUUCCUUCAGCUGACCGACUUUUGGAACAGCGUUGAUUCGCUGGACAUCGUGAAGCUGUACGGAGUAACGCUGUACAAGCCGGUUGCGAUGGUCAUGGAGCUGUCGCGGGAUGAUCCACUGGAUGAGUUCCUGCGGCGACAUCCCAAGGUGACGUUUGGAUCUCUGCUUGCCGUGGCUCAUUCGUUGGCGCGAGCUCUGUACUAUCUGCAGGAGAAGCAGCUCGUCCACGGUCGCAUCCGGUGCUCGUCGAUGCUGGUGACGCACUAUAAUCGCCGCGAAAACCGGCUGAUCGCGAAGCUGGGCGAUCCGGGCCUGUGUCAGCUGCAGCAGUACACGGACCAGGACCUGUUUUGGAUCCCCGUGGAGUACCACGAACUUGGGCCGAGGGAAGUGCAAUUGUUGAGGGGAGACCUGCGGGCGGACGUCUGGGCCUGCUCGACCACGCUGUGGGAGAUCUUUAGCCGGGGCAGGCCGCUGCGGGUGCCGAACGCAAAGCAAUAUCUCGCGUCCGGCCACCGGUUGAAGGCGCCCAAGGAGACGGAGGAGGUGAGCGAGAUCUACUACUGCAUGUACAACGGCUGGAUGGCGGAUCCGGACAAGCGGCUGUCGCCGCAGAUGAUCAUCUCGAAGCUGGUGCAGGCGGGUCAAAAAGGAAACUAUCACCAAAUUGGCGCUACAACGAACGGUACAACGCACUCCGGUAACGGUUCCUUCUCUGCGCAAAGCAUACUGUCGAUUGAAACUGAUUCCACCGUACUCCAGUCCCACACGGACAUUUCCAGCUCGUCGUACACGAGCAACGGGAGCGAUUGCGACGCGCGCAGCAACGGCUCGAGCGAGUGCAGCUCGCAGCCGCUCAUUUCGAACAACGGUUCUAGUCACUACAGCGUCGGUUCGUCGAGCGGGUGGAACCGGCCCGGCCAGGUGGACCACUUUGCGCACGACUGUCUGGAUUACAUCGAGCUGUCGCACGGCCGCACGGUCACGUUCCAGGGCAAGAUUGGCCAGGGUCACUACGGGAACGUAUACCAGGGUGAGAUCAGCAACGCCCUCGGGGAUCCGAUCAAGGUGGCGCUCAAGACCAUCAACAUUGGGAAUGCGGUCGAUUUGAACCGGGCGAUGAAGGACUUUAAGCGGGAGGUCGAAAUCAUGAAGAAGCUCAACCACAGGAACAUUGUGCGGUUGUUGGAGUUUGUUGACGAGCCGGAUCGGAUGGUCGUGGUGAUGGAGUACAUCGAGCACGGAUCGCUGGAGCGGUACCUGCAGUACAAGCGGUACGAUUUGACCAACCUGAACAAGCUGAACUUUGCCAAGGAUAUUGCUAGUGGCAUGCACCACCUGUUCGAGAAGAAGAUCAUCCACCGGGAUCUGGCCGCGCGCAACAUUCUCGUCCAGGACGCAAACUGGGUAAAGAUCUCGGACUUUGGGCUGGCCCAGGUGACCGACGGCAAUCAUUACUACUACGCGCAGAGUCCGCGCUCGCUGCCGGUCAAGUGGUACGCGCCGGAAACGCUUGCGAAGCAAAAGUACUCGACCAAGUCGGACGUGUGGUCGUACGGGGUGACGCUGUACGAGAUGUUUACGUGCAAUACGCCCUACUCGAACGUCGACAUCCAGAACGGCGAGCAGCUGUACGAUAUGAUCACGAAGCAGGGUGUAAAACUCCGCCUGUCCGAGGAGGAUCGCGAAAUCGACGAAAGCCUGAUGCAGCCGUGCUUCGAUCUGGACCCGCAUCUGCGGCCCUCGUUCCAGGAACUGCUCGGUUACAUCGGCAAUCUCAUCGACCAGUACGGCGAGCUGCUCCAGCCGAGGUAAGAACCGCGGAACGGGAAAUGUGAUAGCUUGUUAGAUCUUUGACGACGCACGUAGACGGUUUCGAGCGGAGGAGUUUUAGAGUGUGGUAAUCGUUAUUGCCAGCCCCGAAGAAGAUUGUGAGCAAACUUUAUUGCACCGUUUUUUUUAGGCUAGGAAAGUAUAUUUUGAAUUUUAGGCAAAAUAUAAAAAAAAACACAAAAAGCUUCUAUUUUUUGAAUUCAUACUGCUUUUACACUACGUCGAAUCAAUUGGAAACGAAAAUUUUGAGCUUCAUGUUUACCGCAGUCGCACUUAGCAAAAUAAAACAAAUCUUGAAACACAUCAACACCCUGAUGAUAGUCGUUGUCUAUAUUAGCUCUUUUUUGUAACUGGUGUAAAUAUGAAUGUAGCAAAAAUCUUUGAACAAACGAAAGCAACAUUUGCGAUAAAGGAAACAAAAAAACGUGCCCGUCUCACUGUGGAUUUACGUGUCUUAUGGAUAGUUGUUAUAAAGUUAAAGCAAAGGAAACCAUAUUUUUAACUGAAGCCGCGUGCUUCUACUCCUUACUUUAUUUAGGAGGUAAAAUUUGGAAUUGAAAACCCAGACAAACGAAAACAGAAUCGAUUAGAGUAAAAGAAAAAAAAAACUAAAUCAAGUCUAUUCUCAAAGUGCCACCCUAGAUGAGGUAGUUUCGUAUUUUAUUUACCCCGCAUCUAGAUUUAUCAUUUAAAAUCCUUUAUAAUCUUAAGCCCGGUAGGAUUGCUCAGCAGCGUCGCGCUCAUUUUGCCUAAUUCUCAACUGUCAAUUGUAGCUCCCCAAUCAGUCAAAAACAACACUGAGAAAAAAAAAAGAGUCUUAAAGUCUUAUGCAUGAUCGAGCUAGAAACAAAAAGGGAAGUACUGUUAGACCGGGAUCCUGUUAUUGAUAUUUUUAAAUCGUUAUAUUUUUAUGAAUCUUUAUAUUUUCUAUCUUAGAUAAAAACGUGCGAAUAAUGAGUAACUAAGAUUACAUCUAUAAAAAACAUGACAGAUUAGAAAAAAAACAACAAAAAUCCUAAUUGUACAACGCUAAACUAAAGAAUUCGACCUAAAUCAGUAAAUUUUGCCUGCUAAAUCCUUUCACAACUAAGAAAUGAUGUUUGUUUUAUCCUGGCGAGCCUAACUUACUUAAGAAACACCGUUUUGAAAGCAUUUAUCUCACACUUACGAAGACGAUAGCUGUUCUAUAUUCUUGGACUAUUAGCGGUAAGGAUAAGGUGUAGUUCUUGUUCAACACACACACACAGAGACUCACACAAACAAUUGGAAACGAAUUGCAAAUGUAAAAAGAAAAAAACGAAACGGAUCGUAGCCAGAAGUCGGACGGAAAUGGUUCGACCUUCUGAGGUUGCAAUGCCUGCGGUGAUAUCAAGACUUCUGACGGAAUUUUUUUUUUUUCAAAGAAAAAUGAAAAUUAAUAGGUGUACAUGAAUGUUUCACUCUGGAUUAUAUAUACAAAGCAAGA